Acanthopagrus latus (yellowfin seabream) is the source of this 2777-nucleotide messenger RNA. It is a transcript of the gene gpr141, whose product is annotated as probable G-protein coupled receptor 141. Gene Ontology annotation, molecular function: G protein-coupled receptor activity; oxysterol binding. The transcript has 2 exons. NCBI's taxonomy places the organism in Eukaryota, Metazoa, Chordata, Actinopteri, Spariformes, Sparidae. The coding region runs from base 428 to 1327 and encodes 299 amino acids. The record is from RefSeq and is a predicted model, not a curated record. Gene Ontology annotation, biological process: G protein-coupled receptor signaling pathway. Gene Ontology annotation, cellular component: membrane.
UGACCAGAAGGAGGAAGCAACUAGCUCUGUGGUUUUGCUAGAGUUUGUAUGAAGUCACCUACUGCUUCUGCUGGAAUGCACACACCCACCAUCUCACGCACACACACACGGAACUGACACGGCAUGCAAAACCGGACACUAGUUUCUGACAAGACACAGAGACAAUUUAUUUUCAUAGCCUCAACUUCCGCACAAAGUUGCCACACUUGAACACAUAAAACAUACAUGCAUCAUAUGCGCACAUGCAUGGCCAAGCGAGGGAGACACACACACACACGCACACAUACAGACCUCUAUUUUCCCGUGUGAGCUGGCACAGUGUGAGAACGGAACAGGUUGAUGUAGAGGACGUAAGCGUCCUUUAAUACCCUCAUUUUCACGCACAAGAUCACUCGGCAGCCAGUUCUCCUUUCAACCAAAAGCAAAUAUGAACUCAACAGUAACCCCGGGCACACAAUCCAUGACCAUGAACAAUGCAACAAACUCACCGCCACAGAAGGAUUCUGACUAUGUCCUCGUGGUCAUCUACUCUGUGGUUCUGCUCAGCGGUACCAUCAGCCUGAGCCUGAUGAUCCACAUCAUAAGGUCCAGCAAGACAUCCAUGACCUCCAUCGCUGUACUCAACCUCAUCUUCACCCACUUCGUCUUCCUCCUCACCGUGCCCUUCAGGAUAUACUAUUACACAACUGUUGACUGGAAACUGGGCAUGGAGUGGUGUAAAGUGGUCAGCAGCAUGAUCCACAUCCACAUGUACAUGUCUUUUGUCUUCUAUGUGAUCAUCCUCAUCACGCGCCUGUCAUCGUUCUACCACAAAGCUGAGCGGGAGACCUCCUUCCGGAGAAUUCACGCUCUCCUUGUCAGCGCCCUGGUGUGGAUGGUCGUGCUCAUCUCGGUCCCUUGCAUCCUCUCUUUUUCCUACGGCAAAGGCGCCAACAAUGGAUCCUCACAGUGCUUUGAGUUUGGCAGUAGCAUUAAGUCUGGUGCCAAGGCCAUCAACUACAUCGUAAGCAUGGUAAUCAUCAUGGUGGCUACAGUGCUGACAGUCCUCCAAGCCAAUGUCCUGAGGAUUCUGUACAGGACGCACCACUGGGGAUGCACCUCUCAGCAGGACUUCGGGGCUCAGCUGAAGAGUCUCUGCUUUGCCCUCAUCAUGGUGGUCUGCUUCAUUCCUUACCACCUGUUCCGGAUGUAUUACUUAGAACACAUUUCCGACUGGGAGCAUUUCAAUGAAGUGUUUCUGAGCCUGACCACUUUCAACUGUUUGGACAUGCUCACCUUCCUGGGGAGGAGAACCUGCUACAUGUGCUUGCCAGGAAAGGCUGCUUGAAAACAGCUGGCAGGACACCCAAAUCGGUGGAAUAAAUGUUGGCAAUGUACGUUGCUGCACACCGAAGAUUGAAUUUUUGCAUGUCUUUAUGUUGCAACUUUACACGGCUUCAGAUUCGGCUUCAUGUUGCGACAACACUGCGCGCAUGGACUGAUAAGGUUGGCCCAAAAUUCCCUCCAAGGCCAUAUCCCGCAGACUGUAACACUCCCUGUUUCAUCACCCCGCAUCCCAGUUUGAUUUGUUUUUUGUAGCAUAAAGGGACCUAAACUUAGUUUUGUUUUGCAACCCUGGUGUGGUAAAGUGACAAAUAAAUGAAUGUUUAACCUUUAUGACAUGUACAAAGUUUACUUGCUUUACUUUUGUAAUUCUUUUUACUAUACUGUUUUAUAAACUGCUCGUGUGCAUCCUGAUAAAGGCGGUGGAUAGGACAUAACAACUGUCCAAAAGCACACAAGAACAUUUUUUUUAAAAAACAGAUUAGAUAGAUUUAAGGAAUCAUAUUUAAGCACUGAAUUUUUUUAAAAAAGUUACCGAAAAAGUGCAAAAAGGGGGUCAGAGAGCGACACCCAGUACUGUUAUCUGACUGCAGCUGAGCGCAAAAUCUGAGCAACACCAGGUCGUAUUCAGAGUGUAAGGGUCUUCCCUGGCAGUCUUUAAAGCAAAAAAGAAAAACGGAGAGAUUAAAGAGGACAUGACGUUAUUUAGUUUCUGAAUAAGGUAGGUCAAAGUUCUCUAACCAAGGUGUAAGAAAAGGGGGCCAACUCUUACACACUUUAGCAGUUGUGCUGCAUUAUCCUCAGUGUCAUAUAACCGCAAUGUCACAUACUAUUUUUUUUUUUUUUUUAAUGAAUGGAGUUGUGUGUUUUUGGGGGGUAGAGGGGCAGUUAGGUAGGGAGCGCUGGCAGACCUUGGGAACAAAACCAGAUUGGCCAAAGCUCCUAUCUGACUUCUGUCAAAUGUUUGCUCUAAUAAUCCUACCAGUGUUGUGUCAUCUGCGGUUUCUUUUUUGUGUUAUUCCUUGAACUGUGUUACUCUUUUUUUUAUUUUAUUUUUUUAGGUUAUUUGGGGGGGAAUUGUUGCAUGUUAUUUGAUGAUUAAAAGUGCAGAGAGAGAGAGAAACAAAAGAGAGAAGAAGGGCAUCUGAGGUUAGACCUGAACUGUGCUUGUUAACGAUUUGUCCUAUCUGGCAGACUAAAGUGGUAGAAACUGCGUUGCCAAAUGCUGAAUUUGACUCGACUGGCAACUGUCUUUGGCUUAUGCCUCAAAACGAAUGAACUGUUGCCACCUGCUGGUCUUUGUAUAUACCACACAGGCUGUACACCCUGAUUGUGCCACUGGUCUUUAUGUCCCCUCAUCUUUCAUCCAAACUGUAAUUUCAUGUAAAAGACAUGGAAAAUGCAAAUGUGCCUGGAAAAUGCAGAAUAAACAUAUUCCACUGUGUUUGCUAACA